Molecule: messenger RNA, 1600 nt
Organism: Lycium ferocissimum
Lineage: Eukaryota; Viridiplantae; Streptophyta; Magnoliopsida; Solanales; Solanaceae
Exons: 11
Coding region: 198-1415 (405 amino acids)
Molecular function (GO): ATP binding; ATP hydrolysis activity
Source: RefSeq, a predicted model, not a curated record
ACAGAGGGGGUGUGGGGUUAAAGGAAUAGUUACUGUUGCAGUAAACAGUUAACAGUAUGUGACAUAACUUGACUUACCAUAAAUAAUUGCAAGAUAUCUCCUCGAGUGUGACGGAGAAAGAGAGGGAUAACAAAUUACUACUUAUCUCUCUCUCUCUUUCUACCAGACUUUGAAUCGGAAGAGUACUUUUUACUUCAAUGGCAGAUGAACCUGCGUUGACUCGCUGGACAUUUCCGGAUUUUAAGUUGUUUUAUGAUAUGAAGUUUGGGAGGAAGAAGGUUCCUGCACCCGAUGCAACUGAGAAUAGUGAUGCUGUACAAAAUGGAAAUUCUUCGCCUGUGAAUGGAAAUGGAUAUGUGCGGAACACUGCAGAAUUAUCAAUUUACGAGCAGUAUAAUCAGGCUAAUGGAGGCUCAGCACAAUCUAAUGGAGUUAACGGGGUUCAGUCUGCCGGAGUGGAUGAAAAACCGCAAAGAUCUCUACUUCCCCCUUUCGAGUCUGCAGAGAUGCGCGCUUUAGGAGAAAGUUUAAGCAGGGAUAUUCUUCGUGGUAAUCCAGAUGUUAAGUGGGAGAGCAUUAAAGGAUUAGAGACCGCCAAGCGUCUACUAAAAGAAGCAGUUGUCAUGCCAAUUAAAUAUCCAAAGUACUUCAAAGGUCUUCUAACUCCAUGGAAAGGUAUCCUCCUUUUUGGCCCUCCAGGAACGGGAAAGACCAUGCUUGCAAAGGCAGUUGCAACUGAAUGCAAUACCACGUUUUUCAAUAUCUCAGCAUCAUCAGUUGUCAGCAAAUGGCGUGGUGAUUCUGAGAAAUUGAUAAAAGUAUUGUUCGAGCUCGCCAAGCAUCAUGCACCUUCAACCAUCUUUCUAGAUGAAAUUGAUGCAAUUAUCAGUCAACGCGGGGAAGCUCGUAGUGAGCAUGAAGCUAGUAGGCGUUUAAAAACAGAAUUGCUCAUACAGAUGGACGGUUUGAAUCGGACAGAUGAACUUGUCUUUGUUUUGGCAGCAACAAAUCUUCCCUGGGAACUGGAUGCAGCAAUGCUCCGGCGUCUUGAGAAGCGGAUCCUCGUGCCCCUUCCGGAGUCAGAAGCGAGGUGCGCCAUGUUUGAGGAAUUACUACCAUCCCUCCCUGAGGAGGCGCCACUUCCAUAUGAUUUAUUGGUAGAAAAGACAGAAGGUUUUUCCGGUUCUGACAUUCGGCUAUUAUGCAAGGAGGCUGCCAUGCAACCAUUAAGACGUUUAAUGGCACAACUUGAAGAGAAGGAAGAAGUGGUGCCUGAGGAUGAGUUGCCCAAUGUUGGACCAAUAACUGUGAGAGAUAUUGAGAUGGCGCUACAGAACACUAGACCAUCUGCACACCUCCAUGCACCAAGGUACGAUAAGUUCAACUCAGAUUAUGGCAGCCAUGUGCUCCAGUGAAGGCAUCCACCUCUAUCCUCUUCCUGAACUGUUGACCUAUGAGCUAUUCAGCAGUGUGCCAGUUCAGAUGUUAAUUGUUGAACUUGUCGUGUUUGUAAAAUGUAUGACGAUGUGAGUGGAUGGUUGUAUAAACUACAUUCUUUAACAACUGGACAUGUUGCUUAAUACUAUUUCUUUCACUCUUA